CUAACUUUCUGCCAUUACACCUUCAUUCUCUCUCUCUCUCUCUCUCUCUCUCUCUCUCUCUGGGAGUAAAGAAGAAGAGCAUGUGAUGUGAGAUUGUUUUUUUGUGGUAGCGACUAGAUUAUGGACUUCAAUUUGAAAAUCUUCUGAAACAGGAAAGUAAAAGAAGGAAAGGAAAGGAAAAAUGUUCAGGUUACAUAAGCUCAAGUCUAGCAAAUCUGGAGAAAGACUUGAUUUCAAGUUCUCCAGCUUCCAGGCCCUUCAGGUACCAAAAGGAUGGGACAAGCUCUAUGUAUCUAUAAUUUCAGAAGAAACAGGGAAAACUCUCUCCAAAUCAGGGAAAGCAUCAGUGAGGAAUGGAAGUUGUCAAUGGACAGAGACUCUGUCAGAGUCUAUUUGGAUUUCUCGACGUCAUACAUCGAAAGAAAAAGGAGAAUACCUCUUUAAGCUUGUUGUUUCCAUGGGUUCAUCUAGAUCUGGCAUCCUUGGAGAGGCCACAGUUAAUUUGGCAAGCUACAGGAGUUCAAAAACUGCUAUUCCUGUUUCAUUACAAUUAAAAAAAUGCAACCAUGGGACCAUCUUACAAGUUAAAAUCCAGUGCCUAACACCACGAGUGAAACUCAGGGAGGAGCAGUGGGAAGACACAGUUAUGGAAGAUGGGAACGUAGACUAUGAUGAUGUGGAAAGCAAAUCAGAUGUUUCUGAUAGUUCAUUGAACAAGAGUGUUGGAUCCUCCUCCAGCAACCAUUUGGAUAGUUCGUCUCAUGCAGGAGAACUAGUUAGUAGGGAUUUCAGUUUCUCAGCAUCAGGUUCACGUUAUAGCUUCGACUCAAUGGAGGGUUCCCUCGGUAGGGAAAGUUAUUCCCCACAAAAUAACUUAACCAGCUUUGUGAGCAACCAGAUUGGACGACAUGAUUCAACCAGCUCCCAAAGUAGUUAUCCUAAUGGAUCUUAUUCUUUUAAUGAUUCUUCUAGAUCAACUCACUCAUCCUUUAAAUCAAAGGUGUCAACUUCACAAAUCAGCCUUCAGAAUCAAAGGGGUGACUUAAAUCAGGAUUCACACUCUGUUGCCUCAUCAACUUUGCGGAAUGCUGGUUCAUCCAAGGACCUUCUGGAAGCUGCAGAAGUUACAAUUAAUGAACUUCGAGCAGAGGCUAGGAUGUGGGAACUAAAUGCUCGAAAGUUAAUGACUGAUCUGGAAAAAUUGCAGAAUGAAUUGUUGGACCAAUCAAAGCACCAGGAAAGUCUUGAAACAGAACUUUAUGAAUCACGCAAAGAAUGUGAUGGCUUGAAAGAGGAGAUCAAACAAGUGAAGAUCUUGUUGGAGGAAUCAGCGGCAAAGCAAAAAUCCACUGAGAAUUUGAAGUAUCAGGCCAAAGAAGUGAAUGAUCUUCAGAAAGAAUUGGAAGAUGAAGUGAAGUAUCAGAAAGAGUCAAAUGCUAACUUGGCUUUACAGCUAAAGAAAACUCAAGAGUCGAACAUUGAGCUUGUUUCCAUACUUCAAGAACUAGAAGAUACCAUAGAAAAACAGAAAAUGGAAAUUGCUAAUCUUACAAAAAUGGAUUCUAAAAGCAUGUGUAGCCAUGGACUUGAAGACAAUGUGGAGAUGAGGCCAAAUAAGGAUGUUUUUGCAAAGAAUAUGAGCAAAGUCUCUUGUGAUUCAGAUCCAGAAGGAAGUACUGUUGAACAUGAAUUGGGAGAUUUACCAGAAGGUUUUGAACCAGAGGACAACAGGAACCCUGAGCUGGAGUUAUGGAAGUUGAAAGAAUCGCAAAAGAACUUAGAAAGUACUAUUCGGUUUCUGGAAAAAUCUCUGCAGGAAAAAGUUCAGGAGAUAGAGGCUGAAAAGAGUUUGAAGACCCAAACUCUAGCGGACAGUGAAGCACAAUGGAGAAAUAAGUUAGCUGUAAAAGAGGAAGAAAUCGUCAACUUGGAGGCUAAGUUAUCUGAAGCAGCAUCCAAGGCUGAUGAUUUUGAAAAUGGGGGAAAUAUCAAUCUCACUAAUGAAGUCAAAGUUCUGAAACAGAAGAUAGAGGAGCUUGAGAAAGAUUGCAAUGAGCUUACAGAUGAAAAUCUAGAACUUCUACUUAAGCUCAAAGAAUCGAAAGGGGAUCUUCCAAGAUGUGGUGCCUCUUACAAUUCUCUAACAAAAGAAUUUCUGGAGAAUGAUUCUAUUUUUACCUCUGAAUCUGAAGUAAGCAAAAUGAAAUCUCAAAUAUGCAAGCUUGAAGAGGAGCUGAGCAAGAAAGAAAUGCUUAUUGAAGGACUGUCCACUGAUCACCUGCAGACCCAGUGUACAAAUCUUGAAAAGAAGUGUUCUGACCUGAAGCUUCAGUUAGAAGCUUUCAAGGACAAAACAUGUUACCUUGAAGGUGAACUCUGUAAAUAUCGUGCCAAAGCAGAAGAGCAGGAAAUUGAGAUUUCUACACUACGACAAUUAGAACACCAUGUUGCAGAAAUCAGUACAGACUUCAAGAUUUCUCAGUCAGAUGCUGCUGUGGAAAUAUCCAAAACACUAUCUCAGUUGCAUGAAGAGAUUCAAUUGUGUUUAGCCAGAGUAAAGAGGCAACAGUGUAAUUCUUAUUUGCCUGUAACCACUGAAUGUUACAAUGAUGACACAGAGAUUUCAAAUGCUGCAGGUUUAUGUACUCAAAAAGAACAAGCUGUUUCUGUUUUGAACAGUUUUGUCCAGCUAAAAGAUUUUUUUGAAGCAAAAGUCCUAUGUGAUGAUGAAAUGAAGCAAAAUGGAGAAGUCAGAACAAGAACAGCAAAUGCUGAGGAGGUCCAGAAUGACGUAGAGACUUGCAAUGCAAAGAAGAAUACUUCGAGCACAUUUAAUCUGGAACAGGAGAGUCUGCAAAUGAAAUGUAAACCUGAAAUUACAGAUUCGGGUAAUGAGAUAUUGGAAAAGACAUUUGAGAUAGACAAGCUUAAGUCUGAUAAUUUCUUGAAGGAACUAGAGGUGGAAGCUCUGAGGAAUUGCCAAAGAGAGUUGGAAACUCAGAUUUCUAAUCUUCAGAAUGAGAAAAGGCAGUUGGAAGAAAGCAUAGAAGUUAUGCUAAAAGAAAGUAAGAUGGCAUCAACAUGCAUGGAUGAUUCACAAAAGGAAAUGAUGGUGUUUAAUAAUAAUAUGAUGACGACUACAUUCAUGGAUGAUUCAAGAAAUGAUAUAAUGGUGUGUAAUAGUAGCAUGGAUUCCCAUGUUUCAACUGACAAUAUUCUUGCAUUGAAAUCACCAGAGCUUGACAGCAUCAAAAAUGAAGUAGAAGUUCACUUGUCCGAACUAGAAAAAGAAAAUGUACAGUUAUCAGAACGAAUAUGUGGCUUGGAAGCUCAACUAAGAUACUUGACUGACGAGAGGGAAUCAAGUCGCAUGGAAUUGCAGAAUUCAGAAUCAUGUGCUGUAAAUCUUCAGGAAGAGGUGAGAAUACUGAAAAGGGAAUUGGAAGCACAGAAGUGUGAUAAAAAGCAAAAGUUGCAGGACAUGCAAAAGAAGUGGUUAGAAGCUCAAGAGGAGUGUGAAUAUCUGAAAAUAGCAAAUCUAAAAUUACAAACUACAGCUGAAAGUCUUAUUGAUGAGUGCAGUUCGCUUCAGCAAUCAAUUGUAGAAUUAAGGAAGCAGAAAAUGGAGUUACAUGAGCAUUGUACAUUCUUGGAAGCUGAACUGAGUGAAUUGCAAAAAAGCUUUUCUGAUAUGUUCAAGGAAGUUGAAGCUCUUGAAGGAAAAUAUACUUUCAUGCUGGAAGAAAUUGCGUCUAAAGAGAAAGCCCUUAGUUUAGAACUAGAUGCACUUCUUCAAGAAAAUAAAAAAUAUAAAGAAAACCUUGAUUUGGAAGAGAGCCAGUUGAACCAGAUGUACUUGGAGAAGUCAGUUGAAGCUAAGAAUCUUCAUAGAGAGGUUGAACGCCUGACUGAACAUUUGUCUGCAACGCAUGAUGAAAAGGAAAGAGCAGCUUCAGCAGCUGUACUUGAAGUAUCUCAACUUCGUGCCCACAGAGCUUUGCAUGAAGCUUCAUUACAAGAAGUCCAAAAAAAACUUAAAGUAUCUGAAAGUAACCUCAGUACCCUUCGGAUGGAAUCAGAAACAAAGCUGUUAGGACUAAUGGAUGAGCUUGCAGCUUCCAAACAAAACCAGGAAGUUCUGUUGGCUGACCGUGAAAAGCUAUUGGAAUUGUUGGAAGAUGUGAAAUCCAAUGAAGACAAACAUAAAAACAUUGUUAGGGGGCAAGAGUUAAAACUUAAGGUUUCUGCAUAUGAGAGGCUACAACUAGAAGAAGAAAUUUCCAGCCUUAGGGUUCAAUUGCAGAAAACACCAGUGCUUCAAAAUGAGAUUUUGAAUCUUAAGAAAUUCCUUAAUGGGGUCCAAUUUGAAAAACAAAGACUUGAAGUUUCACUACAGGUGCUGUCCAGUGAUUGUGAAGAGUUAAAGGCUGAGAAAAUGCUAUUUUCACAGAUGAUUUCUGACAUGCAGAGAGCUGUGGCUGAGUUAGAGGACUGCAAACGCUGUAAAGUUUCCCUUGAGGAAAAGGUUUUGCGGCUGGAAGGGGAUUUAACUGCAAGAGAGGCACUUGGUGCACAGGAUGCAGAGUUCAAAAAUGAGCUUUCCCGGGUUAAGAGAUUAAAUAGCGAAUUACGGAGGAAGAUAAGACUUCUUCAGGUAGAGAAGCAAGAAUGUCUUAAUAGAGCUCAAGCUUUUGAACUGGAGCUAAAGAAGAUGAAAGAAGAAAAACUAGAUCGACAAAAUUCUGACAAUAGUCUUCACCUUUCUCCUCAUUAUAAUACCAUUACUAGUUCCACUUCUGAUGAAUUGAAGCUUUCACAGGUUGAUAACAAACAAAAUUGUGCUCCAGGAGACUCUACAGUUAUGGGAAUUGACUCGUUAUCAAAAAUCCAGCUACUUGAAAGUGAACUAGCUGAGGCUUUGGAGGCAAAUGACAUGUAUAAAACACAACUUAAGAGUUUUUUGUCCGAGGUAUGUAAAGAUCAUUCAAAUGCUCACAAGAACUUGGCAGAUGAUAAUGAAGCAAUAAAAGAACAUGCGGGUAGGGCACAAUCACUUGAGAUAGAGUUGAGAGCUUUGCAGGAACGCUACUUCCAGAUGAGCCUUAAAUGUGCAGAGGUCGAGGCUGAACGCGGGCAACUAGUGCUGAAACUCAGGGCUGUGAGUAAUGGAAAAAGUUGAUUUUCUCUACUACAGUAGGACUUUUCUGUAGUCUUCAAUUCCUCUUGCCCUCCCAAUUAACAUUUUUUCAACCAUUUCUAAUUUUUUGGUAGAUCUUGUAACACGAAGUCCUAUUCAAUUGAACAGAAGUUCAAAGCAAA
Messenger RNA from Hevea brasiliensis (rubber tree), 5319 nucleotides. RefSeq lists its product as uncharacterized. NCBI's taxonomy places the organism in Eukaryota, Viridiplantae, Streptophyta, Magnoliopsida, Malpighiales, Euphorbiaceae. The record is from RefSeq and is a predicted model, not a curated record. The transcript is spliced from 8 exons. Bases 182 to 5179 code for a protein of 1665 amino acids.